AGGUAAUUCCUCAGGUAUAGUUUUUCAUCAAUUCAGCGGAAUAAUUUUGUUUUGGAAAGUUCAAAGUGGACUGUCGCGACAAUAUUUGUCUCUCUAUCCCUCCCCCAGUGGAAGCUACUUUAGUCAGUGAAAGGUUUCGUCUUUAAUCAAACUGAAAAUAGUUGAUACAAAAUGUCGAUUUUUACGCCAACCAAUCAAGUAAAAUUAACAAAUGUAGCGGUGGUAAGGUUGAAGAAAUCUGGAAAACGUUUUGAGAUCGCCUGCUACAAGAACAAAGUUAUGUCAUGGCGAAAUAAAGUGGAGAAGGACAUUGAUGAAGUUCUUCAAACACAUACAGUAUUUACAAAUGUUUCUAAGGGACAGGUAGCUAAAAAUGAUGAUUUGUCUCGAGCAUUUGGUACCACAGAUCAGACAGAAAUUUGUCUGCAGAUUUUAGCAAAAGGAGAGCUACAGGUAUCUGAGAAGGAAAGAAACACACAACUGGAAUCAAUGUUCAGAGACAUUGCAACUAUUGUGGCUGACAAAUGUGUGAACCCAGAGACAAAAAGACCUUAUCCAGUAGGUCUGAUAGAAAGAGCUAUGAAAGAUAUUCAUUAUUCAGUUAUUCCAACCAGAACCACUAAACAACAGGCUCUAGAAGUCAUUAAACAACUCAAGGAGAGCAUGGAGAUUGAACGAGCCCAAAUGCGCCUCAGGUUGAUCAUACCAAGUCGUGAGGCCAAGAAGGUUCAUGAGAAACUGAGGCCACACAUAUCGACUGUUGAAUCUGAGGAUUGGCAAGGCGGGGACUUGGAAAUGGUUUGUCUCAUAGAUCCUGGUUGUUACAGGAUAAUUGAUGAAACUCUCAGGGCUGAAACUAGGGGACGAGGAACAUUGGAAAUGAUCAGUCUAAAGGAUAUAGAGGAAGGAGAUGAAAGACUAGAAUGAUCCUGAGAACAUAAUUUUAUACCAAUAUGCUUCAGCAAGUUUUAAAUAAAACUAAAGUGAUGCUUACACCGACUAAGAAGUAGACUCAUGUAUAUAAAACAGGCAAUCCAAAGAUGGCUAGAGAGGAAAAUAGUAUUGGUCUUCACCUAUAUACAUUUGCUUUAUUCUAGAAUUUUUUGUUUGAAAAUUUUUUCACUUCUGUGCAUCAAACUUUGCAAAACUGUCUUCUCAGAAUUAACUUGAUUUGGGCUCUUUUUUAAAUUACAAAUUUCUCUCCACUGGGAAGGAGAAUGUAUCACAUAUCUCUUCAAAAAUCUGAGUCAAACUCUUCAUCGUCACAUGCAAUGUCAGAAUUUUUCCUUCUAUUUUCUGUUGUUUUCCUUUUCACUUUAAAAACAGAUAGUGAAAUCUCCUCUUUCUCUGCUUUCUUUAUGAUCUUUAAUACCUUUUUCCUUUCAACUGAAAUAAAUUUUAAAUGCAAUGGUUACUAAUUUAAGUACGGC
Molecule: messenger RNA, 1430 nt
Organism: Pocillopora verrucosa
Lineage: Eukaryota; Metazoa; Cnidaria; Anthozoa; Scleractinia; Pocilloporidae
Product: ribosome maturation protein SBDS-like
Biological process (GO): cytosolic ribosome assembly; ribosome biogenesis
Source: RefSeq, a predicted model, not a curated record